AUGGUGUGGGAGGAAGCUAUUGAUGAUAAAGGUCAAGUGUAUUAUUAUGAUACUGAAACCGAUAAAACACAGUGGGAACGACCUGCGCAACUCAAGAAUUCUAAAUUGGAUGAGUUAUUGAGGCAAUUUGGGUGGGAAACGUAUAAGACAGAUAACGGUGAAACGUAUUAUUUUAAUACUAAAGAUGAGAAGUCGGUUUGGGAACUUCCUGAGGAGGUUAAAAAAGAAUUGAACAGACACUUAUCUACCAAAUCAGAAAGUGAAGAGGUAUCUGAAAGUAAUACUGAGCCAACUGGUACGCCGGUAGUAGUUAAUAAUGUACAUCAGGAUGGUGAAAGGGAAAGCAGUAUAAACUGGGAGCAGGGUCAGAAGCAAAAUGACACUUAUAAAUCAACUACAGGGGAAAGUGAGGCUAAUCAGUUAAUAGGACUCAAAGAGUUGUUACGACAACAAGAUGCAGAUGAAAGACAUGGUAUAUCGUCUGGAGCAUCGAAGGACGAAAUACAGAACUCAAAUGAGGGUGAACAGGAAGAUAUGUCCAAAAAGAGAUUUUUGUCUAUGCUUGCAGAGAAGAAGGUUGAGCUUGAUUGGCCGUUUGCAAAGGUUUCUCAAGAGUGUAUUGAUGAUGGUCGCUAUUGGCAGAUUGAAGAUCCCCUUCAAAGAAAGCAACUUUUUGAGGUUUAUCUUAUUGGAAAACGGGAGGAAGAAUACAAGAAAGUUCAAGAAUCCCGACAGAAGUAUUUGGAGCAGUUUAGGGAAAUUCUCAAGAAGCAUGAUAUACAAUCAUACACACGUUGGAAGACGUGUGAGAAAGAGAUUGCGAAUGAAAGUAUUUGUAUAAGCAUUCCAAAGGCUUUGCAAAAGCAAUUCUUCCAAAGUUACAUCCAGCAAUUGAAAGAAAAAGAAAAGGAGCAACUAGAUCAACGGAGGGAUGACCAGCUUAAUAGAUUAGAAGAGGAAAUGACUGCAGCGGUUAAAGUCAACAGUCGGAUUGAGGAAUUCAUGAAAGCCAUUGAUCUAACAGGAAAAUAUCCUGAUUUAAAUAAAGUAGAUGUUAUCACCAUAUAUGAUAUGGUGAAGAUGAAAAAGGUGGAUGAGUUUAAGCAGAUAAUUGCAAAGAACAAAAAAUUAAACGAAAGGGCUGAUAGGAAGGCGAGAGACAGCUUUAAAAAGAUGCUUAAAGAAAAGGAGGAGAGGUAUCCCGAGAAGUUUACCGCAAAUAUGAAAUGGUAUGAAUUUCUGGGUCUAAUACGAAGCGAAGAAAGUUUUAUAGAAUUAUGUGGUCAUAACGGGUCUUCUGCAAUUGAUUAUUACUGGGAUAUUCUUGAUGCCAAAAACCAAAUUCUCAGAACAAAGGUUGAUUACUGUAUGCGGUUAAUGAACAAUCACCAGCUAGAGUUGAAAAGUUUUGAAGGGGAGGUAAAGAAGUUUAGAGAUACCAUAAAGAAAGUUAUCGAAGAACAAGAUAGCAAAAUAGAUGUUUCAGAUACAGAAUUAACUGAGAUAUUUGAGGUGUUAAAACGAAGAGAAGACGAGGAGAAAGAAAGAAGAAACAGAAAGAGAACAUUAACCGAGAGAGAAUUAUCAAAUAAAAAGCAGAAGCUUCCAAGAUUAGGAUACGGGGUUCUACAAUGA
Messenger RNA from Brettanomyces bruxellensis, 1635 nucleotides. RefSeq lists its product as uncharacterized. The record is from RefSeq and is a predicted model, not a curated record. Gene Ontology annotation, cellular component: U2-type prespliceosome; U1 snRNP. NCBI's taxonomy places the organism in Eukaryota, Fungi, Ascomycota, Pichiomycetes, Pichiales, Pichiaceae. Bases 1 to 1635 code for a protein of 544 amino acids. The transcript has a single exon. Gene Ontology annotation, biological process: mRNA cis splicing, via spliceosome. Gene Ontology annotation, molecular function: protein binding; RNA binding.